CUAACUCUGGUGGCAUUUAAGCCUUCCGGUACGAAACAUUGAAUUGCUGGAAAGCUGUUUGUACAAUUGCUGUUCCAAAUGGGCAGCUGUUCCCAAUGUGAAUUAUUGGUUCAAUCAGUGCUACUAAUUCGGUACGGUGUUGCAUACUUGCCCCAUGCAUCAGGUGGUUUGUAAUGUGCUGCAAUACUACGCCCUACGACUAACAAAGCUCAGUAACAGCUCAGUGCAGCCAAUAAAGCUUGGUGUUAAAAAUUCCGGAAUAGCCUAACCGGGUGCUAGCUAUUCGCUACACCGGCCGACAUAAUAGCUAGUAAAACAUCUUUAUCGUACUAACCUAUCAUGGAUUAGUUUCUGCGAUGUCUGUAAAAAGCAUGAUCCUACGAGACUGUUUAAAUGGAACCAGUAGCUAAGGAGAUAAUGGCAAGCUAAAAAACCUACUUUUCCCAUUACGAUACACGCACAGAUGUAAAUGUGUCCCGAGACCUUUUGCAAUGCCAUUCUUGGGACGAACUUAUAGAGUAGUAGCGAUUUACGGCAAGAUAAAUGGGGCUUUUCAAUUUAUGCAUCCCAACGCCCGUGAGUCGUACUUGGCGCCCAGUAUAGUUACGAGAAACUCGAUUAGAUUAGAGAAUGAUAUGUCAAUUAGCGUAUCGAUUACAAGACGGGCAAACUCGACAGCAAUCGAAAAUAUUUUUAUUUCUCCACAUUCACCGUUAAAAGUUUCCUCCACGAAUCGAUCAAAUUCGCUUCCGGGGUUUUUUUUUAAAGCGGAUGCUUUUAAGAGCAUAUUAAUCUGGUACGCGAUUGAGCGUGUAAAGGAAAAACAUACUUUUGCCAUUUCCCGAUCUCAAAUACAACCCCUAAUUGGAUGUCACAUGAUAGUGGUCGAAGAAAUCUUAAUAUACACACGUAUUCCGUAACGUACAGUGGAGAAGAGAGAGAGGAGCAUCCCCAACACAACCCCCUAUAAGCUCGUCUAAGGCCACGCAACACAACCCCGCAACUCCAUUUGCAUAGUCAUCAAUCCUAGAAUUGAUCUCUAAAUAAACCAAUUUAUCUGCACGAUGACAAAUAAUCCACCCACAUCGUUCAGCUUUUGCCAGCUGAUGCGUUCCAUUGCAUUCGGUGGGGGUGGUAUGCUGCUUAAACGUUUCGCAUUCAAGUAGACCACCUUCCUCCGUGUUUGUACUGCGUGCUAAUUCCCCACGGUAAACAAACAUUUAGUCUUCGCCAAUGUCAAUCCGUCCGUCAGCUUGCGCACGGUGGAAUGAUUGAUGAAGACGGUCCUAACCGACCACGAAUGGUUCGAGAGGGGGGGCGAGAAGGAAAAAAAACAGAGGAUCCGCUUUUAAUGACCGAGUACCGAUAUAGUAUUUCCCCAUUACGGCAUGAUCCAGUACUGUAGAACCUGACCCAGUACCUUGCAACUUGAUUUAGACCUCCAACGAAGUUUUUUCCUGAGACUUACUCCAGUGAUAAGAGAUUAAAAAGAGGCAAAAAAGAGACACGCAAAACAGAUUAUAUACUCCCCCUAAAUUGCCCAGAAGCUGCGUAAGGUGGUGCCUGCGUACGGUUCGAGUUUGCAAAUUAUUAACCGAUCAACUUCUCCGACGAUGAGGCUCAAUUAUCUGCGUUUCUGUUUUUGCCGUACGUUUUUCCACGCGUAUUGGUUUACGUGCGUAUUUCCGAUUCGUCAUACGGACCACCUGCCCCACAGUUCCACCUGAUCCACCAUGUCUGGCGGUAUAAUUACUAUCAUUCGAAAUAAAUUAUUUGUUCAACCCACUAUGGAGAACCAAACAAUGUACCGUGCUGGUGAAUAUGGUGGUAAGGUUUGGCACGUUGGAAGAUAAAGUAUUGCUAAUAUCAUAAUUGAAACCAAUGAAGAAUGAUAUUUAGCGUCUGAUCAUCAUAACGGGGGCGAAACCGAUAAUGACCAGGUCAGAUGGUGCGUUUUCAAUCAUCAUCCUCACUCUUGAUUUCGUUGUUAACUCCCGUGUCUGUUGGUACUUGAACUGUAUUUCAUACCCGAUUGGAAUCUCUUACUUCAUUCGCAAGCAAGCACGAGAUGGUGUUUUUAACUCGGUUCUUUUAAAUAGACCACACAUUGCACGAUUUAAACGAGCGCGUUAACAAUAAUAGGUGCGAUAUUAAAAGCUACAAUGUAAAUUAUAUUCAACUCUCUAUGUACAUCGUGCGACCGAUGCAAUCACCUUCGAAGCAUUAAGAACCCGCAUCCUCAAUCAAAGCGUUUAGUCGUACGCCAUCGAUUGAGUUAUGAGUUUCAUAAGCUGGACACGAUCGCCGGAUACAUAAAUACUCGCCCUGGCAUGGGGAGAUUAGAUAAGUGAACGUAAACACGGUAACUCGAUGCUCAUUCAGCCACCAACUGGGUAGAAGAGGAAGCCAUACAGUGUGCUAACCGCCAACACGUUGAAACGCACAGCUCCGCAAACAAACCGUAUGCUAUCGUGGACGGGACCGUCGCCGCUGGCAACAUCAGCAACAGGUAGGGUGACAUCGCCAUCGGGUCGGCGAAUUCUACGGCCGCAGCGCGUACAUCACCAUCGUACGGGAGACGUCCGAGUUGGGCGCAACACAGGCGGUUUUGUCAACGAUCAAAUAGGCGCUAGCACUCAUAAACAUCAUAGCAAAUCGAUCGAUCGUGUUUCAACGGUAAAGCAACACCCGCGUCUGUACAAGAACAUCCAGCAAGGCUCCGUUACGCUCGAGAUGGGAAGCCAAGUAUUUCUGGAACCGGAUCAAAACAGAACGUUAGUGUACAGCUCCAAGCAAGACACUGCUAUGCAUCGACAACGGACUCCCUUCGUGAAGAGAAAAAAUGGACGACAACAUCACGGUUCGCAUCAUCGCGUUAAAGUUCCGGGCAGUAUGAUCUCCGGCGGUGGACCACGACGUAAUGGAUUACCGCCACAGCAAAAGUUCACAAACGUCGGUGAUCUUUGCAUCAGCUGUCCACCGGAACGGACCGCGAUCGCACGGAAAGGGCUCGACGGUGUUAUGAUCGAACCACCCUGUCUGUCCACCUGCAAUGGACGACCGAUUUCCAAGGAACUGUACGAGCUGGAAACAUUGUUCGGUCCGCGGGCAAACUUUGUCCUGCCCCACUCAAAUGGACCACCGUACAGCUUCAUGGCGAAGGUGGUUAGCAAACAGACCGGCAACACGGUGCUUACGUGCGAUCUGCGCUACAGAGUGAUCGUGAAACAGUGCAAACGGUACAAGCCGAAGAAUCGCGAUCUGAAAGUAAGCUGCAGUCUGGGCAAUAUCUGGGGCUCACGGUGUACGUUCCAUUGCCGCAGCGGUGGUUACCUUAGCCGACCGAACUCCUUCGUUGAAUGUGGCGAGGACGAACUUUGGGAAGGAGAAGAACCGUUUUGUACUUUUAAUGAUGUCUCCGACGAUUAUGCAGCCGAUAGCGAUACGCUAAACGUUGCAGGCGAUUGCCAGCUGGAUAUUCCACCGGAAAAUGGACGAUUUGCCUGUGAUCUGAAAGAUAACGAAAGUGCUUCCAACGAACUGGCCGUCCCGAAUGGUACCGCGUGCCAGGUGAAGUGUAACGAUGGGUACCACAUCCCUGGACAUCUACAACCUGCCACCUACUUCGGAUGUAACGACGGUCGAUGGAAUAACACGAUGCGACACUUCUGUUACAAACCCACACCGAUGUCUGCCGGAAAUAACCAACGGCGCCGAGUUUAUGGUUAGGAAUUGCACUAAUUGCUGCAAUCCGAACAAGCUUUCAGGACAAAUAGUUAGAGCUCGAUGUAGUCGUUUGUUUUAUUAGUAAAGCGCAAUUUGCAAUUUUCUCAGUGUGUGCGGCUGUUAGUUCGUCGAACUUACGAAUGCAAAAGGAAGGAACUUAUUUAGGGCGCAGCAAAAUAGUGAACUGUAUUUUACAACAAAAAAAUCUUUAAGUCAUAACAUUAUCAAACUCAUAGUACUGUUGCCAUAAUGAUCUAGCGCGAAAGGACAUAGACUAAAACCCUAAAUUCCCAUGAUCUGCAAAUGCUCUGCCACGAAGGGUUCUAGUGUUCUAGCUAGGCAGCUAACUCUCAAGGACAUCCAAAGGAUUUCUGUCCCAAACUAAGCCUUUCGUGUCGUUUGUUUCUUUCAUUUGGCAUUACAAAACGGAGCUACUACUAACAAAAUUAAGUUGGGCAGAACAUUUAGUCGAGAACAUGGCAAAGCAACAAAGUUGCAUUAUAGCUAAGAAAACCGUAAACUUGUUCCUUACUGAUGAGGGUGAAAUGUAUUACGAUUGUGUGUGUUUUUUUUUCUUAUUUUUGCUUGAUAACUCUAAUAGUUAAUUAAUAGAAAACGCGAAGAAAACGAUCGACAAAUGCAUAUGUAUUAAUUUAAGAAAGAUAUAAUUUACGCUUGGUCGUAAAAUUGGUAGGGAAACAUAAUUUACAAAUCAAAAAAACUGCAAAAUGAACUGUUGUAAAGGUGAUUUCUUUCUUAUUGGUUUGAUUUGUAAUUUCGUAGUGAGGAUAUCUUCGAAUUUCAAUAUUAUUUCCACUAAUUUUGUUCAUAAACACUGAUUCAAAAGUUGUAAUAUUGCUGAAGUUAUACGUUUAUAGUCAAGAAACAAAAUUAUCCUUCCGUUUGUUACCUGAAGAUGUAAACAGUUUCUAAACAGUUUGAAAAUAUAAAAAGGUAUAAUUUAA
Anopheles funestus (African malaria mosquito) is the source of this 4691-nucleotide messenger RNA. RefSeq lists its product as uncharacterized. NCBI's taxonomy places the organism in Eukaryota, Metazoa, Arthropoda, Insecta, Diptera, Culicidae. The record is from RefSeq and is a predicted model, not a curated record. The coding region runs from base 2464 to 3729 and encodes 421 amino acids. The transcript is spliced from 5 exons.